Messenger RNA from Lindgomyces ingoldianus, 2913 nucleotides. RefSeq names its product alanyl-tRNA synthetase-like protein. Gene Ontology annotation, biological process: alanyl-tRNA aminoacylation; tRNA modification. Gene Ontology annotation, molecular function: aminoacyl-tRNA deacylase activity; ATP binding; alanine-tRNA ligase activity. The record is from RefSeq and is a predicted model, not a curated record. Gene Ontology annotation, cellular component: cytoplasm; mitochondrion. The transcript is spliced from 4 exons. Bases 1 to 2913 code for a protein of 970 amino acids. Lineage: Eukaryota; Fungi; Ascomycota; Dothideomycetes; Pleosporales; Lindgomycetaceae.
AUGGCUUCGUCGUCGCUCAUAGACGAGAAGCACGAGUGGAGUGCGCUCCGUGUGCGGAAUACCUUCUUGGACUACUUCAAGGAGAGGGGCCAUACUUUUGUCCCCUCCUCCUCUGUGGUCCCCCUCUCCGACCCCACCCUCCUGUUCACUAACGCCGGCAUGAACCAAUACAAGUCCAUCUUCCUCGGCACCGUCGACCCCGCCUCCGACUUCGCCUCCCUCAAACGCGCCGUCAACUCUCAGAAGUGUAUUCGCGCCGGCGGAAAACACAAUGACCUCGAUGAUGUGGGCAAGGACAGCUACCACCACACCUUCUUCGAGAUGCUGGGUAAUUGGAGCUUCGGCGACUACUUCAAGCAAGAGGCCAUUGGGUAUAGUUGGGAGCUUCUGACCAAGGUUUUUGGCAUCGACGAGAAGCGGCUGUAUGUCACCUACUUUGAGGGUGCCGAUGGCCUGGAGCCGGAUUUGGAGGCGAAGGAAUUGUGGACAAAGGCUGGUGUCCCUGAGGACCAUAUUCUGCCCGGGAACAUGAAGGAUAAUUUCUGGGAGAUGGGCGAUCAGGGCCCCUGUGGUCCUUGCUCGGAAAUCCACUACGAUCUGCGAGAUCCAGAGGGUGGGCAGUAUAGGAAUGCGGCGGGCCUGGUUAACAUGGACGACCCAGAGGUCAUUGAGAUCUGGAAUAAUGUCUUCAUUCAAUAUAAUCGUGAACCGGAUCGGUCGCUGCAACCGCUGCCGAAUAAGCACGUGGAUACGGGAAUGGGCUUCGAGCGGUUGGUUUGCGCCCUGCAGAAGAAGAAGUCGAAUUACGAUACUGAUGUUUUUACCCCGCUGUUCAAGAGGAUACAAGAGAUCACGGGAGCUAGAGAUUACCGGGGCAAGUUUGGAAAGGACGAUCCGGACGGCAUUGAUACCGCUUACCGAGUCGUUGCUGAUCACGUUCGAACCCUUACUUUUGCUAUUGCCGACGGUGGUGUCCCAAACAACGUCGGUCGAGGCUAUGUUGUCCGUCGCGUGCUACGGCGAGGAGCCCGCUAUGCGCGAAAGUACUUUGAGACAGAUAUCGGCGACUUCUUUUCCAAAAUCGUCCCGAGUCUCGUCGAACAGAUGGGUGCCAUGUUCCCAGAGAUUGCCAAGAAAGAAGGCGAUAUCAAGGAGAUCCUUGACGAGGAGGAGAAGAGCUUUGCAAAGUCUCUAGAUCGAGGGGAACAGAUGUUCGAGAAAUAUGCCCAGAAGGCGAAGGUCAGGGGCUCGAAUGAUCUUCCUGGCGACGAUGUCUGGCGGUUAUACGAUACCUACGGUUUCCCGGUUGAUCUCACGAAGCUCAUGGCAGAGGAGCGUGGUCUCAACAUCAACGACAAUGAAGUUGAAGAAGCGCAAGAGCGCGCUCGGGAGGCUAGUAAAGGCGAUAAGAAAGCCACCGCUGCGCUCGUUAAACUCGAUGUCCAUGAUCUCGGUGCGCUAGAAAACAUGCCCGAAGUCCCGAAAACGGACGACUUGGCCAAGUAUGGCCGGGAGAACAUCACGUCUGUCAUCAAAGCUAUCUAUCACGGCAAGAAGUUCCUCAAGAGCACGAAGGAAGUGCCCGAGGGCGAGCAAUUUGGUGUUUUGCUUGAUAGGACGAAUUUCUAUGCUGAGCAAGGUGGUCAGGAAUUUGAUACGGGACGCUUACUAGUGGAUGAUGUCGCAGAGAUACGAGUGGAGAAUGUGCAGGUUUACGCUGGGUAUGUACUACAUACGGGGUAUAUGAAGUAUGGCGAACUCGAUGUAGGGCAUGAGGUUAUCUGCGAGUAUGAUGAGCUUCGUCGCCACCCAAUCCGCAGCAACCACACCGGAACCCACAUCCUCAACUACGCCCUCCGCGAAGUUCUCGGCAAUGACGUUGACCAGAAAGGCUCUCUAGUCGCGCCCGAAAAACUCCGCUUCGACUUCAGCCACAAGUCCGCCGUCUCCGAUGCCCAGCUCGACAAGAUCGAGAAAAUCUCCACCGACUAUAUCCGUCAGAACUCGGAGGUGUUUGCAAAAGACGUCCCGCUUGCAACCGCAAAAAAUAUCAAGGGUGUGCGCGCCGUCUUUGGCGAAACGUAUCCGGAUCCAGUCAGGGUCGUCAGUGUCGGCGUGUCGGUGGAUGAUCUCCUAGCCGACGUAAUGAACGAAGGUUGGGAGAAAGUCUCCAUCGAGUUCUGCGGUGGAACGCACGUCAAACAAACAGGCGAGAUCAAAGAACUCGUCAUCCUCGAAGAAUCCGGCAUCGCCAAAGGCAUACGGCGAAUCGUGGCCGUGACAGGGCAAGAAGCAUACGAUGUCCAACGCGAAGCCAAUGAUUUCUCAGAACUCCUCGAAAAGCUGGAAAAAAUGCCAUUCAGCCCCGCAAAAGAAGCCGAGGCAAAAAAGAUGCAAAUCCAGCUCAACCAGCUCACGAUAUCUGCGCUCACAAAAUCCCGGUUUCGCGAAGUUUUUGCGAAGAUCCAGAAGGGGAUUUUGGAUGAACAAAAGGCGGCCGCGAAGGCGGAGAAUAAGAAGGUUAUGGAUGGAGUGAGCGAGUAUUUUAUGAGUAAUAAGGAGGCGAGGGUGUUGGUGCAGAAGUUAGAGUGGAGUGGGAAUGUGAAUAAGGCGAUUUCGGAGGUGAUUAAGACGGUUAGUGGGGGGAAGGGGCAGUGGAAGGAUAAGAGUGUUUAUUUGGUCGCGGCGAGCGAGGGAGAGGGGAAGGUGGUGCACGGGUGUUAUGUUGCUGAGCAUUUCUCAUCCCAAGGCGCAUCGGGCCCCGAAUGGGCCGGCCACGUUGCUAAAAUCGUUGGGGGCAAAGCCGGUGGCAAACCAGGUGCUCCCACUGCGAUUGGACAGGGUACGAAUGCGACGAAGGUGGAUGAGGGAGUUGAGGAGGCUAGGCGGUGGAUUGAGAAGUUUAAGAUGUAG